ACGUUUGUUUGUCAUUGUCAUUUGUAUUUAUUUUUAUCGUAUAAUAGAAUAUUAUAUACAGUUUAAUAAUUUUAAUUGUGUAUUUGUGCUAUUUUUGUUUGGUAUUUAUAGUGUGCAACAAGUUUUAUCAUGUCAAGGGUUCGCAAGAUUUUCCUAUUUCUGUUGAAAAUUCAAUAUAAGUUUUGCACCUAACUCGAACUGUAACAAUGAGCGAGGACUCAAAUCAGGAGAAAUUGAUAUCAGAACUUAGGGCAGAGCUGGAGGCGAUCAGAGCUGAGCGGGAUCUCCUGAAAACAGAAAACGAUCAAUUAAAAUUGCAGCUUGAGAUGCUCGAUUUGAAAAAUGCGCAUAGUAGCAGUUCCCCGCAAACAUGUAUUUCGUCGAACCUAUACGAUAAUAUGGAAGAAAAUGACUAUUGCGUCAGGAGCAUAUCCCUGUCGUCCUGCGAGAAUGUGAAUAAUCAGCAGUUUGACAUGUGUCAUCAGUACUGUGACGGAGACGACAAGAACACAUCGUACCAAGAACAGCUUGAGAACGACAUCAGUUCCUGCACUUCGCAACCUGAUUCCGUUUUGUUGGACAACAUGCCUCUGCACGAUUAUAGCAAUAACAGUACGAACCCCAUGACCGGACUCUGCCAUAAUGUCUCAAAGAGCCAAAUUCUCUACAAGAAGUCUUCCAUUUAUAAUUCCGACGGAAUGAAGAGGAGCCGCAUUUUGAACGCGUAUGAAUUAUCGCAAUAUUUAUUGGAUAAACAAAUUGAACUUCUGGAAAGAAAAUAUGGAGGCGAUAAGGCCCGCAAUGCUGCUCUGGUUAUACAGAGAGCUUUCCGUAGAUAUACACUUAUUAAAAAAUUUACAUACAUCACGACUAUGGCGCAACAAGAUAAAAAGUAUGCGGAUCAAAAGAACGUUCAAAGAUUACCUAGUAGAUCUAUGUCAUUAAGAGAAAGCAAUAGGACUUAUAUAGUUAAAAAUAAUCACUUAGAUUCAAGUGCAGAUAUGAAUUCAAGUUUAGAAAUUUCCAACAAUUCAUCACAUCCGCAUGUAAAUAUCCUGCAUUACGAAUAUGACCUUUACAUGCGCGGCGAACUGAGUGGCUCUCGCAAGAAAAUACCUCCGGAGGUUCCAAAACGCACCUCAUCAAUUUCGAAUCGAUCAUGCAAACCGCAUAUGUUAGACGGACGACAUCAGGGCUACGAUCAGAUGCACAGCAACUACGACCAGCAUCAGACCAGCCCCGGUUCCGUACUCAGUCGGUCGGCAUAUUCCGACAACGUGCAAAUGAUGAGACCAACGCUCAGCGAGAAUUCUCUGGUUAGAACUAAUGCAGGAGAAAUGCAAUUGCAACAGCAAAACUGUUUGGAUCCCAAUGGUAGAACGGGAUACAGUCAUGGUCCACAAAUCAACAUGAGCAAUCUGUGCGAGUACACUCAAUAUAGGCCGAACUAUAUAGAAAACGGGUCAGUCUGCAGCGUUCAGUCAUCCGGAAGUGAUAACUCAAUACACUAUGAAAAUUAUGAAAGAGGUUCUUCAUCUCCUGUUUGGAAAAAAAUAGAGCAAGUAUCAACAAAUGACUACAAUAUUCAACCCGCUAUAACUGUUAAUGCAGCACCAAGUACACAAAACUAUAAAACUAAUGAAACUAUUCGCAAGAGACAAUAUAGAGUUGGAUUAAAUCUAUUUAAUAAAAAACCUGAUAAAGGCAUUCAAUACCUUAUUCAAAAGCAGUUUUUAGAAAAUUCUUCAUAUGCAAUUGCCAAGUUUUUGAUCACUCGCAAAGGACUAAGCAAAAAGAUCAUAGGAGAAUUUUUAGGAGAUCUGCAAAAUCCUCUAAGUCAAAAAGUUUUGAUAGACUUUUCAAACCAUUUAGAUUUUACUAAUAUGGAAUUGGAUAAUGCCUUACGAAGGUUUAUGAGUUUCUUCAGAAUACCAGGAGAAGCUCAAAAAAUAGAAAAAAUUAUUGAAGUCUUUAGUAAACGAUACAUAGCUUGCAAUUUGGAUUUAGUGAAUAAAUUUCAAAAUGCCGAUACUAUAUUUAUUUUGAGUUUUGCCAUAAUAAUGCUGAACACUGAUCUGCACACACCUAAUUUGAAGCCUGAGAAGCGAAUGAAGCUUGAAGAUUUUAUUAAGAAUUUAAGAAAUAUUGAUAAUGGAAGGAAUAUAGAUCGAAAUAUGUUAACUGGAAUAUAUGAGCGAGUAAAAGCUAAUGAAUUCAAAUGCAGUUCAGAUCAUGUUACACAGGUGAUGAAAGUUCAACAAACAAUAGUAGGAAAUAAACCUAAUUUAGCACUCAGCCAUCGCAGAUUAGUUUGUUAUUGUCGCUUGUAUGAAAUUCCUGAUCUGAAUAAAAAAGAACGUAUUGGAGUACACCAAAGAGAAGUUUUCUUAUUUAAUGAUCUACUAGUAAUUACUAAAAUUCUUUCCAAGAAAAAGAAUUGUGUUUCCUAUACAUUUAGAAAUAGUUUACCUUUAAGUGGUAUCAAUGUUUCGUUAUUUGAAACAAUUCAUUACCCAUUUGGAAUAAAACUAACGCAGCGAGUUGAUGGAAAAGUUUUAAUAAUUUUUAAUGCUCGCAAUGAGCAUGAUAGAAUAAAAUUUGCUGAUGAUUUGAAAGAAUCUAUAUUAGAAAUGAAUGAAAUGGAAAAUAUAAGAAUUGAAAACGAACUAGAAAGACAAAAAAGAAGCAAUCGUAAUGGAACUGAACCAAAUCGUGACAGUGGUGUUGCAGAUUUGUGCAACUGCCAAACAAACGUUGGCCAUAAUCAUGCUGCGUUUUAUAAUGACCAACAGCUCAAGAGAUCUGCUCUAAGCAACUCUCUCUUAGAUAUGCAUGAACAAUUCAAUGACUCCCACAAGCAAAGGAGAGGUUCAGUGGGUUCUCUCGAUAGUGGCAUGUCGCUCUCCUUCACAAACAACUCUCACAGGCAGCAGCAUCAGCAACAUCAACAGAAUGUUAUGUACAAUGUGAUUCCUCAGCAACCCACAAGCAUGCUGCAACAACAAAUGUUGCAUACAAUGCAAACUUUACCAUUAAUAAAUCUGGCCACCGCUCAACAUUCGAACAAAUCUAUGCAGCAUUUCCAAUACAAUGGACCUGCAGAUAAUCAACAGAAGAGGGAGAGAAAAUCGUCACGCACAACUCAGGUGUAA
Ctenocephalides felis (cat flea) is the source of this 3152-nucleotide messenger RNA. RefSeq lists its product as uncharacterized. NCBI's taxonomy places the organism in Eukaryota, Metazoa, Arthropoda, Insecta, Siphonaptera, Pulicidae. Gene Ontology annotation, molecular function: guanyl-nucleotide exchange factor activity. The coding region runs from base 207 to 3152 and encodes 981 amino acids. The transcript has 15 exons. The record is from RefSeq and is a predicted model, not a curated record. Gene Ontology annotation, biological process: actin cytoskeleton organization; regulation of ARF protein signal transduction.